Molecule: messenger RNA, 300 nt
Organism: Macrosiphum euphorbiae (potato aphid)
Lineage: Eukaryota; Metazoa; Arthropoda; Insecta; Hemiptera; Aphididae
Source: the annotation of a GenBank genome assembly
AUGUGUUUUACAGUUAACAAUGACAUGUACGAAAUCGGGACUAAGGAAGGUCGCCUUUCAACUUUGUAUAGUAGAAACCAAUUUGUAAUUUGCAAGGAAAGAUUUCCGAAAGUCGAUGAUGUGCCACAAACCAAGAUUUCACUCCGAGAGACAGCACGGACAUUUUCUAAUUUGGGUGGUCAGGGCUACGACCGAUGUACGUGUGUACUAAAAUGUAAAACACGGAAGUGCAAGUGCAAAGCUGCGGAGAGACUAUUCACAUCAAAAUGCCACGGGAGUAGUGCAUGCGAUAAUAAGUAA